AUGCCUAAAAUUAGAAAGUAUAUGUCUGGAUUCGAAAAAAGAAAACGAAAGCGAAGAGUAGAUGAAUUGAUUCAAUCUCAAGCGGGGGCUCUCGAUAGGUUUAUAAGUAGUAAUAAACAAGAAGAGAGUUCAAAUUUGAAUGAAGAACAAGAAAUAUUGGUGAAUGAAGAACAAGAAAUUGUGGGGAAUGAAGGACAAGAAAACUUGGGGAAUGAAGGACAAGAAAAUUUGGGGAAUCAAGAACACAAGGAAUCCAAUGAGCGCGUAGACGAGAGUGGUCACGAAGGUGUGGAUAAUGAUAGUCAACAUGAAGACAUGAGUUUUGAACGUGGGGUGAGAAAUAUUGAUGAUCCAAGUAAUUGGGACAAAAUUGAUCAAAAAUUCAUUGACUUCAUACAAGAUGAAAACAAGACUAUGUUGGCUACUAGUGGGUUAAAUGAUUGGCAUAAUCUUGCCCAAAGGCUCAAGAGUCAUGAAGCUAGUAAUGAGCAUAUUUUUGGCAUGAGCAAAUGGAUCGAAUCAGAAAUAAGAUUGCGAUUGAACGAAACAAUUGACAAAAGUGUGGAAGAUCAAAUCAAGAAAGAGAAAGUACAUUGGAAAGGGGUACUAGAAAGGGUAAUUGAGGCUGUGAAAACACUUGCUAAAAAUAACUUGGCAUUUCGCGGGGACAACGAGAAGAUUUAUCAAAAGAAUAAUGGGAUUUUUCUGAGCAUAAUUGAAAUGAUGGCCAAACAUGACCCAACAAUGCGAGAGCACCUUCGACGGAUACUGAAUUGUGAGAUUCAUUACCAUUAUCUUGGUCACAAUAUUCAGAAUGAAUUGAUACAAAUGCUAGCUAAUGAGGUCAAAAGUGCAAUGAUUAGAAGGAUCAAAGAUGCAAAAUAUUUUGCCGUGAUACUUGAUUGUACUCCAGAUAUAAGUCACAUGGAACAAAUGUCUCUUGUAAUACGUUGUGUGGAUGUUUCAACGACUACAAUUCAAGUGGAAGAGUUCUUUUUACAAUUUCUUAAGGUGGAAGAUACAACGGGAUCCGGACUUUUUGGGGAACUUGAAGAAGGCUUGGUCGCUCUUCAACUUGACAUUGGUGAUUGCAGAGGACAAGGGUGGAAAAUUUUUACUGAUAAUGUUGAAGGUUUCACUGUUAAGCCAUUAUCACAAACGCGUUGGGAAAGUCGCGUUGAAAGUGUUAAAGCCAUAAGAUACCAAGCUCCGGAAAUACGAAAUGCUUUAAUUGAAUUGGCAAAUUCCCCUGACGAAGCAGGUGCAAAAACUAAGGAAAUUGCAUCAAUGAUGGGAACCGAGCCUGUUUUUUAUGAGAAGCGUGUCAUUCGUAGAAAGAAACAAUUCGAUGAGAAUGUGGGUGAAGAGGUGAGCUUAUUAGCUGCAGAAUCAUUUAGAGUCAAUUAUUUUUUGUUUGUUCUCGAUCAUGGUCUUUCUUCUCUUGAAAGCAGAUUCGAGCAAUUUCAAAGAUAUGAGGAAACUUGGGGUUUUUUGUUUGAUGUGAAGAAGUUAAAUUCUAUGACUGGUCAAUGUUUGAUGGCACAUUGUGUGAAGCUAGAAGAUGUUCUGAAGCAUGAAGGGACUUCCGAUAUCGAUGGAAAAGAUUUGUUUUCAGAAUUACAAGUCUUGAAAGACUGUUUACCGCGAGAGACAACAAAACCAGUUGAAGUGCUCAAUUUUUUGAAACAGAUGGAGGGCUGUUUUCCAAAUGCAUGGAUUGCUUACAGAAUCCUAUUGACUAUACCCGUUACCGUUGCGUCCGGAGAGAGAAGCUUUUCAAGGUUGAAGUUGAUCAAGUCUUAUCUUCGCUCAACUAUGUCACAAGAAAGGUUAAAUGGACUGGCCAUCCUAUCCAUCGAGAGUGAAAUGGCAGAGGAGAUUGAUUUUGAGGGCAUAAUUAGUACUUUUGCUGCUAAAACCGCAAGAUGAGUGAUGUUUAAGUAAAGAUAAUGAUGCUUUUGAAAUAGUGUGGUAUAUUGUAUUUUUUGUUGGGUUUUCUGUCUUGAAUACAUGUAUUUGGUUUUGAAAUUAAAGUUCAUGUAUCGA
This is a messenger RNA of Rhododendron vialii, 2046 nucleotides long. RefSeq lists its product as uncharacterized. The transcript is spliced from 4 exons. Gene Ontology annotation, molecular function: protein dimerization activity. Bases 1 to 1929 code for a protein of 642 amino acids. The record is from RefSeq and is a predicted model, not a curated record. Lineage: Eukaryota; Viridiplantae; Streptophyta; Magnoliopsida; Ericales; Ericaceae.